AUGACGGACUCCAGCGUCCAGCCUGCAUUUUUUUCCUUCUUCCCCAGGAAGCGCGGUCCGCAAAAUGUACCAAGUCUACCCCCGCCGUCCGACGAGCGCAUGAGACAGUCGCUUUGCGAGUCCCCCCUCGAUCUUCAGGGUACGACGUUGUUGGACAAGGAGGAAACGGUACUGUACCUAGCGUACGGUUCCAAUUUGUGCUAUGAGACGUUCCAGGGCAGGCGAGGCAUCAAGCCUCUUGCACAAAUCAACGUUGUCGUGCCCUCGCUCCGCCUUACCUUUGACCUGCCCGGCAUUCCCUACACCGAGCCCUGUUUCUCCAACUCGGGUCUGAGAAGCCCUCUGUCUGGAAGCGACAACGAAAAGACGCCAUUGAUCGCACCUGCGUCCGAGUACCACAAGGAUUGUUGGAAGAAAGGUCUGGUUGGCGUGGUCUACGAAGUAACGCUCAAGGACUACGCACACAUAAUUGCGACCGAGGGGGGCGGCACUGGCUACAAGGACGUGCUCGUCGACUGCCAUCCCUUGGACGACGAGGACGCCGUGCCUGAGCAGCCCGUGAGCCAGCCGUUCAAGGCGCACACCCUCUUUGCGCCAACCCAAAAAGACGGGCGGCUCAAGAGGCCGGAUCCGUCCUACGCCCAGCCCUCGGCACGCUAUCUCAAGCUCAUCACCAACGGGGCAGAAGAACACGGGCUCCCCAGGGAUUACAGAGACUACUUGUACGCGAUCCGGCCGUACACCAUCACAACCAAGCGGCAGCGGGUGGGGCAGAUCGUCUUCAACGCCGUCUGGCUCCCGCUUUUCCUCGUGAUGAUAUCAAUGCAGGAAGCAUUCCAAGACAAGAACGGAAACAGCCCGAAAUGGCUGGCAGCUUUUGCCAACGCCCUUGUCAAUGCCGCCUGGGCCUCGUAUGAUGGACUCUUCAAGAAACUCUUUGGCGACGGUGAACGCACGAUGGAUAAGGACGAUGAGGAAAUGCAGGUUCAAGCAUGCUUACGCCGCAAGGUGUGCGGCGCCCAAUCCGGCGCGAGGAUAAAAUAA
Lasiodiplodia theobromae is the source of this 1044-nucleotide messenger RNA. RefSeq names its product Gliotoxin biosynthesis protein. Bases 1 to 1044 code for a protein of 347 amino acids. Gene Ontology annotation, molecular function: gamma-glutamylcyclotransferase activity. The transcript has a single exon. The record is from RefSeq and is a predicted model, not a curated record. Lineage: Eukaryota; Fungi; Ascomycota; Dothideomycetes; Botryosphaeriales; Botryosphaeriaceae.